CGAACGCGCAUGCGCACCAAAAACUGGGUGAAGUACCCAAACUCGCAAAUAACUUUUCGAAGAACUUUUCAAACAAUGACACCGGUCAGUUUGUUUUAGGGGCGGCGUGAAACGGAUAAGUGAAGAAAUCAGAUGUAGUGACGUUGCAUAUCCUAUGUUUCACAGGAAGAUGUUGAACUUUUCUGCAACGCUAUAAAUUGGAUCAUGUUGCGCCAGACCGGGGGACACAGCGCCGUUGUUUUGAACUUGACUUUGCUUUUAUGCCACUUCAUAUAAGAAAACGCCAUUCAAGUCGGUUUUAGGUCCACUUUUAUUAUUUUAUACCGCGGAUGCAAAACUCGUCAUGACAAAGAAAACUCUCUGGACCGUGGCGACCACGGUGACGCUUUUCUUCUGUUUAUGUUUUCCAACUUUUAAAGCAGAAACCUCUUCUUGUCACGGAGCAUACGACCUUUACUUUGUUUUGGACCGAUCUGGGAGUGUUUCGAACGACUGGAAUCAGAUCUAUGAUUUCGUCAAAAAUCUUACAGAGAAAUUUGUGAGUCCAAAUAUGCGAGUGUCCUUCAUAGUGUUUUCAUCGAAAGCAGAGAUUGUGUUAGAGCUCACUGGAGACAGGGCAAAAAUAAAUAAAGGACUGAGGGAUUUAAAUGCAGUCAAACCAGCAGGAGAAACCUACAUGCAUGAAGGAAUUAAAAAGGCAACUGAACAAAUGAAAGAACAGCUAAAAAAGUCCUCUAGCAUCAUUGUAGCUUUGACUGAUGGAAAGCUUGAACCAUAUAUCCAUCUACUCACUAAGGAGGAGGCUGAUUUAGCAAGGAUGAAUGGGGCCCGUGUGUACUGUGUCGGCGUAAAGGACUUUGAUGAAGAACAGCUCGCCGAUGUGGCUGAUACCAGAGAGCAAGUGUUCCCAGUCAAAGGAGGCUUUCAAGCUCUCAAAGGCAUUGUUAACUCGAUCCUCAAGCAAUCAUGCACGGAGAUUCUAACAGUGGAGCCGUCCAGCGUCUGCGUGAACGAGACCUUUGACAUUGUUUUGAGAGGGAACGGGUUCACACUGGGGAGGCAAACAGAAGGAGUGAUCUGCAAUUUCGUAGUGGAUGGAGUUAUUUACAAGGUGAAGCCAACCAAGGUGAAGAAUGACUAUGUCCUGUGUCCUGCUCCAGUUCUGUAUUCAGUGGGACAACAAAUGGAGGUUCUGAUCAGUUUGAACAAUGGCACAUCGUAUAUCUCCAGUGCUUUCAUCAUCACUGCCUCCACAUGUUCGGACGGCACAGUGGUGGCCAUUGUGUUCUUGGUGCUCUUUCUCCUGUUGGCUUUGGCUCUGAUGUGGUGGUUCUGGCCUCUCUGCUGCACCAUUGUUAUUAAAGACCCACCCCCUCAAAGACCUCAUCCACCUCCGCCUCCGCCUAAGCCAGAGCCAGAAUCAAUACCCAAGAAAAAGUGGCCAACCGUGGAUGCAUCUUAUUAUGGAGGAAGAGGAGCUGGUGGAAUCAAACGCAUGGAGGUCCGUUGGGGAGAGAAAGGGUCCACAGAGGAGGGUGCACGGCUCGAGCUGGCCAAGAAUGCAGUGGUGUCAAUACAAGAGGAGACAGAGGAACCCAUGAUCAAAAAGCCACCCGCACCCCCACCCACAUACCAUCGAUCUGAAUCCAAGUGGUAUACUCCAAUCAGGGGUCGACUUGGGGCACUGUGGGCUCUUCUGCGGCGACAGUAUGACCGAGUUUCUCUCAUGCGCCCAACUACCACAGAUAAGGGACGCUGUAUGAAUUUCAAUCGGGUGCAGCAUCAAUAGACGACAGCAUCCCGUCUCUGAUAUACUUUGACUUCCAAGUAUAUCAGAUGGAACAACAGAAAGAACGUAAUUUCCUCGAGAUGAUAUAGCUUAUCAUUGGCCACUUCAGAGUAUCUUGUUUCUGCGCUUUACAAGUAUUGGCUUUCCAAAACUUAUAAUUCUGGUAUCUCGCAAGCUAGUGAACGGCAAGCGGAUGACUAAAUAGAUCAACAAAAAAGUGUCUGAUUUUGCAGCUGAUCUGGUUAGCUUUAAUGCACAGCAAAGGCUUUUUCAUGUUCUGACCAUAUUGUGCCUUCUGUGAAAAAAAAAAAAAAAACGAAUCUUAUGGACACAGACGGAGGCUAUUUCAAAAAAAAAAAAAAAAAGAAGCAGAAUGAGAUGAGGCUCUUUGCCGUUGGCUGAGAAGUAGAACUAAUCCCAGUAGGCUCAUGGAGUGCAGUAGUACUUUGCCUCUUGGCAGUGUCUCUUCACAAAAAUCUCUCCAAGCCCACUAUUGUCGGAUGCCUAGCGGGGCUUCUUUGACUGGAGAUCUUGUCAUUUUAAUACUGAGAAGUGCACACGCAUGACAAAUUGUAGACAGAACGCCCUAAGGUAUCGGAUGCAGUAAGACUUUGCCCUUUAGUUUGUGAAGACACCUUUCUAUCAAUGCGAGGACAGUGCAGAGAAAUUAAUAGAGCGUUAUUGCACCGCAAGACACCCUGUGACCAAAGCUUUCCGGCAAGGUUUUGAGGGACAGAUUUACCAACCUGGUGGUUGGUGCUUCCUCCCCAUUUAUUUGGCAGUCUGUUCUGUGCUCACUAAUGCAUAGACCAUCACAAUUCGGAAACAUGCCCCUCAGUUAAAGUUUUAACACAUCAAUACAGCUGUCCACCCACCUCCCGAUCUCCACAAAUGUUGUGCAUUGGAAUAUCAAACUUUGAUAGAUCUUAAGGCAACUUUAGAGAUUCUUCUUUUGUAUGAGGUUUGACCUCUCAUGAGAUUUUCUGUAGAAAUUAAGGAGUUCCUCAGCUGUGCUAAUGUGACACCCUCAUCCGAUAUACUCGGAAGAUCAAACCGAAAGGGGCGACGGACGGAUGAGUAUUGUUCAUUUCUAGAAAUUAUCCACAUCGCACUCCCCCCUCCACUUGCUCACAGAAAAGCGAGCAAUAUAUAUAUAUAUUUUAGAUUUAUUUAACGCGCUGUCACGACGACGAUCGCGAAUGAUGUCAGUGUCAGUGGAAACACUGUGGGGGAGGAAGGGGGCGGCAGCUGAAGAAAAAGGCUCGAACGAUCUAGUCACUUUCGAUACGCUACUUCAGAUGCAAAAUGGAUAUUCGAGUCGAAAUCUGACAAAGCGUGCCGGCUUUGACGGGAAGUGGUAUAGACAAUGACCAGUGGCUGGGUCAGUGGGAUGUCUCAGUGCAAGCAGGGAAGCUUAUCAAAUGACACUAAAAAUAAGUUCAACAACCAUCAAGUUUGAGGGGGGAACAGAAUGGGGCGCAGUGGCUCACAUUCGGUGGGCAUGCAAGUGUGCAAGAUGGCAGGACCGUUGGGGGGAAAAAAGCCCUUGUUUAAUGAUUUCUUUGUUUCUAUGAUCGUAAUUGUAGGGACAUUAAUUACUGCUCAACCCCCCCCCCCAAAAAAAAGAACAGAAUACAUACAUAGAAAAGUUCAAACAUUUGAAAUCGUUCCCGGAGUGGCACUUAAGCUAAUGCACUUCUUGGAUAGCUAGGUGAGUGUAAUUUUCAGCCUUAUUUUUAUGUGUAUUUCUCAUGUCACAGAUCAUAGAAUGUCAGUUAAGUGUUACUAAAAAUUUCAUUAGGUUUUUACAUGUUAGUUGUAACAUGGCUUAAUAUUUUUACCAGCUCCUCACAUGCUAUUAAUCCACCUCAACAUCACCAGAGCACAUCUGCUUUGCUUUCUCUUUAUUAUUGUUUUUGCUUUUUUUAUUUACCUUUUAUUUUUAUGUUGCAUUUUACAUUGUUAUAUUUAUGUUUUCACAUCAUUUGUGGUUCUUGUGAGUUUUUAUGUAUUUUAUCUGACCCAUUAAUGCGUUUGUAGAAAAACUGAUUGUAAACUUUGUUGCAAAUUGGGUUUAUUCUUUGUAAUAUUGAACUAAGCACACCAGCUAUAAAAAAUAAUGUUAGUAAUUUUUGUAAAAAAAAUAAAUAAAAAAAGAAGCUAAUUGCACCUAAAAUAGAAAAGGUCACAAAGUUUUGAUGUAGAAAUUGGAUAGAAAAACAAGGAUUUAUUUCAUUUUUAAGCAACUCAGUGAUGACAAUUGUGCAGUAUUUGUUGUACAUAAAAAGGCAAAGAAAUAAUGUAUUGGUAGUGAUAAUUUGUUAAUUUAAUUAAAACCCAUUUAGGUUUAGACACAAUUU
This is a messenger RNA of Sinocyclocheilus grahami, 4149 nucleotides long. RefSeq names its product ANTXR cell adhesion molecule 2a (gene antxr2a). Bases 344 to 1789 code for a protein of 481 amino acids. The record is from RefSeq and is a predicted model, not a curated record. Lineage: Eukaryota; Metazoa; Chordata; Actinopteri; Cypriniformes; Cyprinidae. Gene Ontology annotation, cellular component: cell surface; plasma membrane. Gene Ontology annotation, molecular function: transmembrane signaling receptor activity. The transcript has 17 exons.